AGUUACCGCUGGUUAGCUGUACAAAGAGCCGGCGAAGCCUCUGAGAUGUCAGUUUAAAAGCACCGCUGCUCACGGUGUCCGGUUGACCGGAUCAUGAUGCUGUGAUGUGAAGUGACAGAUGAGCUAGGCUAGCCCAAAAUGCUAGCUAACAUUAGCAUUUUUGCUUGUGAGAUUGAGGGCUUUUUGCCUACUUGGCAAUAAAUCUACAAUCGAACAUUGGACCAGUGUGGAGCCAAAGCUCGGGGAGUGGAUGAGGACAGCCAGUUCAUCAGCAGGCCCUGAGCUGGCUGAUCUCAGAGCAGAGAGAACACCUCUAUUAGGGUGAAUUUGAAGAUAGCUGUGCCCUGAAGGCAUUUCCAUUUCUAAGAUGUCAUGCAAACGAGCAGACGGGAUGUCCAUAGCUCAGGCAUUGGCCAUGACUGUAGCAGAGAUACCGGUGUUUCUCUAUUCCACAUUUGGGCAGUCCAUAUUUUCUCAGCUAAAGCUCACCCCAAGCUUGAAGAAGGUGCUGUUUGCCACGGCGCUGGGCAGUGUCGCAUUGGCUCUCACCGCUCAUCAGCUGAAAAGGCGGGGGAGAAAAAGGAAGCAGGUAACACAAGGGAAGGAUGGCCAGAAGACAGUGGGAAUACCUGAGGCGCUGAUGAAGACAGGAAGACCCUCGUCAUUAAAGAGAGGCCAAUUUACUGGCCGACAGAUGAUGAGUCCCAGCAAUCGCAGCAAUGACACCAUGAGUGGAAUUUCUUCCCUGGCCCCAAGCAAACACUCAAGCUCCUCACACAGCCUGGCAUCUAUGCGAGUCCCAAGCUCUCCAAAUCAGUCUGCCAAUCCGUCCACCCCCUGGGAAGCGGAGCCCGUGGUGGAAGAGUCGGGAGCUAUGGAGGAUGCAAAUGCAGAGAAUCUCUAUAUAAUGGGGAUGGAGCUGUUUGAGGAAGCUCUACGAAAGUGGGAGCAGGCCCUGAAUAUCCGCCAUCAGCCCAGCUCGUCCUCCAGCAACCACAGCCUCGCUCUGCAGGGGGCCGCAUGUGCUGAGCUUCCUAUGGUUGAAUCCCAUAAUAACGUGUUUGCUGAGAAGUUGGAGACCCUUCUGCACAGGGCCUACCACCUGCAGGAGGAUUUUGGCAGCAGUAUCCCGACAGACAGCGUGCUAGCAGAUUUCGUCAGAGUUUGUGGUGUUCCUUUGGCAGAGAGUGAAGGAACUCUUAUCUUGCCUCAAGUGGAGAGUUUCCACAGACUGCACGAUGACGAUGCCACAACUGUUACCUCCGACGACUCCUUCUUCUCGGCUGCAGAGCUGUUUGAUGCCAUGUCUCUGGAAGGCGUGUACCAGCCCCUGAGGCCUGCAGCUCUCUAUGAAGAAGCCUUGUGUUUGGUGCGGGAGGGCGAAGUGCCCUAUAGGUCCCUGAGGACUGAAUUACUUGAAUGUUUUGGGGACCAAGACUUCCUUGCCAAGCUCCAAUGUGUGCGACAAGCAUUCCAGUUCCUGUUGCUAGAUGAAACUCACCGCACAUUUUUCAUGGAGACCGGGAAGCAAAUGAUUGCAGGGUUAAUGGUGAAGGCAAACAAGAGUCCCAAAGGCUUCUUGGAGAGCUACGAGGACAUGCUGCUCUACACAAAGAGAGAGGAAACAUGGCCCGUCACCACGAUGGAGCUGGAGGGUCGGGGGGUGGUGUGUAUGAACUUCUUUGACAUCGUGCUGGACUUCAUCCUGAUGGAUGCAUUUGAAGACCUGGAGAGCCCCCCCUCCUCUGUGGUGGCUGUGUUGAGGAACCGCUGGCUCUCUGACAGCUUUAAAGAAACGGCCCUAGCAACUGCUUGCUGGUCUGUGCUAAAAGCAAAAAGGCGUCUUCUAAUGGUUCCUGAUGGUUUUAUCUCCCACUUCUAUGCCAUAUCAGAACACGUGAGCCCAGUUUUGGCUUUUGGGUUUUUGGGACCGAGGCAACACCUAAGUGAAGUGUGCACUAUUUUCAAGCAACAAAUCGUGCAGUACCUGAAGGACAUGUUUGAUCACGACAAGGUGCGCUUCACCUCCACUGAGUGUCUGGCCGAGGACCUCCUGAACCUUUCCCACCGCAGGAGUGAGAUUUUACUGGGGUAUUUGGGGAUAAACAGCCUUGUGGAGCUCAAUGGGGUCCUGCCCAGUGACAUGGAGGAGUCUUCAGGGCCCAACUGUGAGAACUGAGUGCUUCACUGGGUUCAUACGGGCUAAUAGGUAAUGGCAUGGAGCUCAUUCUGUAAUCAACACUGGAUUCAAUCACUCAUUCAUCUGUGUUCAUCCAACACACCUUAAUGUGAGAGGAUUGCUCUCACAUUGACAGAUCAAUGGUACUAAUGAGGGAGACCGGUUGGAUAAUAUGAUUCAGUCUCUCCCUCCUUAUCAGCUGCUGUGUUUCAAGGCGUUUCGUCCUCACGUAAUGUCAGACGUCUGAGGACUUGUCUCUGCCUUGUUUGGGGACAUGAAUAUUUCCUGAAAACCCCAGAAUGAAGCGCUCCCAACACAUGAAGACCAGGAGCUUCUGCUAAAUAAAUCCAUAUGGGUCGAGUCUCCUCUGAGAACCAGUGGCUGCAUUAUGACCUUCCAUUCAUCAGACUUGUGGGAUAUCAUGGUCGUCUUUUUUUGUGAAAAGAAAUGGCGUGAGAGUCUGUCCACAAAUGUGUGUUUGUGUGUGUUUUAUAUUAAAGGGGGAAGGAUGUUUGCAAAAAAAGCGUGAUAAAUCCUGACAGGCUUGGACAGCUGACUACGUUUACAUGCACAAAAUAUUCUGUUUUUUGCCCUUAUUUUUGGAAAAAGUCAAUAUUCCUGGAGUGCUGUUACAAAGCUAAUGAAAAGAAGUAAUCCCAUUUACAUGCAGCUGUCAGUUUAGGAUUGUUACAAAGUUUUCAAUUGAUGGCAGACUUGUUGGCAGACACCAUUCAAAACACAGCCUCCCUCUUUCAAUCCUUCAACCACCUUCUUGAAAAGAUGGGCGUUUUGAUUAUUUGCGCAUAUUCAGUAAAACCUGUUGGUAUAUAAAGCUUUCAUCAUGUUUAAAAGUAGGUGAGUUUCUUUUUCCAACCAGAAAUGUUGGUUUUGAACCUGAAUAUCGACAUUUCCCAUGUCUUUGUGGGGGAAAAGCUAAAUUCAAAUUAAGACCUAAUUGCAUUUACAUGAACCUUAUCCAAUUUGCGAUAUUAUUGUGUAUGUAAACGUUGUCACUGAUUGUCCUUGAAUCCCUCUUUCAAAAUAAGUAUUUAUUCCAAUUUGGUUUCAUCUAGCAGGCUAAGAUGUCACAUAUCCCAGAGACUGUGCUACAUGUAAAAGGACGUCAUGUCAAAAUGGUAACUUAAGUUGAAUCAUCCCAAAGUGUUAUUUUGACCCCAGAUCAAAGCUGUCUUCUAAUGCAAAGGGGACAUAGCAUUGAUUCAGCUGUGAAACAAAAGGUUUUGUAAAGUGUUACCCUCAGAUUUUACCUGGCAACAGAUGACAUGAAUAUUUUUUCAUUUUUAGUGCCACAGAGGCAUUCAAAUAAACGUCUAAUAACACAAUAGCAGUUGUGACAGGAUAUCUUUAUUGCCAGAAAGAUAAUUCCUGAGUGAAAUUAUAACUUGAAAUCAAAAUUAGGACUUUGUGAUGAACACGCUUGAAGAUUUAUAUAAAAUGUUAUAAUCUAAGUAUUUUUUAAUUGGUUGAACUACUUAAAUUGAUUUAAAACAUGUGGGCUGAUAUGUAAUUCCCUUUAAAAAGGAAUAUCAAGAACUAAAUCAAUGUUUUGAUUGGAAAAUGUGUAACAAUAGUUAUUCUUGCGUAAGGUUUUUCUUUAAGAUCGCUGGAUGUGAAAACGUUCAGGGGAAGCACAUUAUAAACCAGUUUUACUAAGACUUAUUUUUCACUGCAAAUAUUUUUGACUUGUCAUAGAAAGAAAAGCACUUGUGUAACUUAAAACAGUAUUUGAUGAAGUGUGCUGUUUAGCCGUGACAGACAGCAUGAUAUCAACAUGCUAAAGAAGCUAAAAGGAAACCAGCCUUUAUUCAUUAACAUUGCAAAGAGGUUAUGUUUUUGAAUCCGCUUCAUUGACAGCAGGAUUACAACAAAAACUCUUGGUCCAAUUUUUUUAAGUAACUUGGUUGGUGGUUAUCCCCCUUAUAUUUGUAUUAUUUACAUUAGUGCCUUUCCUUCUGUGACAUGUCAAAUUGUCCUCCAUGAUUACACCUUUAGAGACUUUGAAAAACCCCACAAAUCCGCCUUUUAUAAUUGAUUAAGAGCACUUGGGCAUUCUCCAUUACUAUACACAAUCUAAAAUGGACACACUCUAAAUCAAACCGUGCCAUGUACUAGUGCUAGUGAGGAUAUUGUUGUUUGUUUUGAUGAAGAAACCGGCUUUGUACUGUCCGACUGUAAUCUCUAAGUGCACUGAUAUUAACCCUGACUGAAGGGGCCAUAAGAUGCCAACAUGGAUAAUUCCACUACUGUAAAAGUAGAUAUGUGAUAUGCACACUGUAGAUAGUUUGUUUAAACUGUCAAAUACUAAAUGAUCUCAAUGGAAUGUGAUUAAAAAGGUUAUUUAUUGUUAUCGGCAGUAGAAGCACAGUAUGUAUGCUUAUGGUUGCCUGCGUGAAUGAUAAAAGGGAAGACAUUCCUGUCUGAAAAUAUAUUAGUUUCACAGAUCUUUCAUUAGUUUAUCAUACAAAUCAGUAAGUCUUUAUUCAAAAUCAUAUACAUGUGUGUUUCGUGGUCUUGAUAAUCCAAAUCCUGCUCUUGUUGCAACACGUCUUUGAAAUUCAGAGCUCAGAAAUGUCCCAUGUGGCUUUGUGUUGAAGCAUUGUGGGAUUAUCUCUGAUAUAGCAUUUAGUUCCAACUGUAUAUAGAGCUUUUUACUGACAUUAUUUUAGUUCUUUGUUCUUGCAAAUGUGCAGCUUUGUGUUUUGAAGCAUUUUGCACUUUAUCAGAAAAGCAGAAAGAUGCAGGAAUGUCCAACAACCCUUUUUUCUAAUAAUUCCUUUGAGAGUUUAACUGUACAAAUUGCAUUAUUUAUUGCAUCAUAGAACUGACAUAUUAUUGAACAUAAAUGCUGUAUAUUAGAGAAAAUAUCUUUCCCAUACAAUUUUACAAUGGAAAUGGUUUAUUGUGCUUACUUCCCAAAGUGUUAGUUUUAGUCUCCAUCUUUAAAAUAACCUUUUGUUAUUUUUAUUUUGACGGCGUGUCAUCCAAUCCAUUCUGCCAGGCUUUAGUCCUGGUAAUGUAUACUAUCAAAUAUGGAACAUGCCAAUGCAGUUGCAGAAAGAAAAGGCUAAUAUUAGUCUUGUGUUCACAUUAUGGUCUGCUGAAAUGAAUACCCUGCAUGUUAACAGUGUAGAUUCUUUCAAAUGCAUCAAUCAUUGUAUCCCUGCAAGAUUUAGAGCCAGGCUAUUGUUUUACAAGCUCAUUUAUAACCGUCUAAUUGAACGUCAAAGAUUCAGGCAUGGACUCUCCUACUUAGUAUGUAUUCAUGAUUAUAGAGUUAAAUGAGGAUUUCAGAUGGCCAACAUGUGGAAAGAAUAUUUUUGUUCUCUUUCAAAAUUCACUGCUGUAUAUUAUAAGUGUCCUAUUCAUGCCUUUUGUCUUUUCUAUUGUUAGAUUACAAUGCCAGCACACUGUAAAUUGAUUUUGAUUCUCCAUGUUAAAUGUUAUUUUGUUAUUAAACAAUAUGUUUAUGAUGCCUUUUCCCAACUGAUGGCAGCUCACUGUAUUUUGUGUCUCACCAAAAGGAAAUCUUUUUAUGCAAUAUCCUUACAUUUGCCUCAAAGCAUGUUUAUCCAGGGGAUAUAAUUAAAUAUACAACCUAUCUUAAUUAUCAUGACUUUACCAAAACUUUUUAAAACAUAUAUUAGUCCUCAAUAUAACUACAGUAUAUCACAGGCAUUCUUUAUCUCCUGAAAAACACAUUUAAUCUCUAGGAAUAUAUGCAUACAUCAGACUUCAGCAUUGGUCUGAUUUGAAACAUGCAUGACAUCUCAAUAUGUUAAAUCCUUUCUGGCUGACAAUCUAUUCCAUAACGCUGCACUUUCUCUUUAAGGUUGCUUAACAUUUAGAGGUACUCCAAUAAGGAAAUUAUGGAGUUUGCAGUCUUUCAGGUUUCACAGUUGACUUAUUGUGUGUCCUGUUUUGUCAGUUUGUGUGCACUUAAUGUUCUUGGCUGAUUUAAUGUGAUUUGAAAAAAGCUUGGGUCAGUAUCAGUCUCUGCUAUUUAUUUUUUCUACUGGCUAUUUGCUAUUUGUAACUCAUGUAGAUGACAAGGGCUUUUUUAAGACAUUUCCAUCAUACAUUGAUGCACAACAGACCACAUUGGAGCAUACAAAUUCAAAAUAAUUCAGUAAAUGAAGAGUUAGACAAUGUCCUGUCACCCCAGAGUUGAAAUGAGAACUAUCCCCUUGAUCAUGGCUUUAUUUAACAUACUAAUUGUAUAUCUCUUUUAACAAAAGUAGUCAUCCUACAUGCAUAUAUUUAUUUGCAAAAAUCCCCUUUAAUGAAUGUGGGCUAACAGCCCUGAUUAUGCUGUGCAAUGCCCUGCUUUGACAUGGUGCUGCAACGAAAACAUUUUCCAAUUUGGGAUCAAUAAAGUACAUAUUAUCUUA
Messenger RNA from Trematomus bernacchii (emerald rockcod), 6588 nucleotides. It is a transcript of the gene miga2, whose product is annotated as mitoguardin 2. NCBI's taxonomy places the organism in Eukaryota, Metazoa, Chordata, Actinopteri, Perciformes, Nototheniidae. The record is from RefSeq and is a predicted model, not a curated record. The transcript has 16 exons. Gene Ontology annotation, biological process: mitochondrial fusion. Bases 368 to 2179 code for a protein of 603 amino acids.